Messenger RNA from Mycetomoellerius zeteki, 1045 nucleotides. RefSeq names its product mitochondrial ribosomal protein L15 (gene mRpL15). Gene Ontology annotation, molecular function: structural constituent of ribosome. Gene Ontology annotation, biological process: translation. The transcript has 5 exons. The coding region runs from base 104 to 988 and encodes 294 amino acids. Lineage: Eukaryota; Metazoa; Arthropoda; Insecta; Hymenoptera; Formicidae. The record is from RefSeq and is a predicted model, not a curated record. Gene Ontology annotation, cellular component: mitochondrial large ribosomal subunit.
AAAUUUGUCGAUGCUUCAAAAUAGACAUAUAUAUUUAUUAAAUUUUAUUACAAAAACAAUUUGUUGUUUAAGAAUUGGUUAACAAAUAAUUAUUGAUACCGACAUGGCUGGGAAGCAAGGAAAAGAUUUGGCGUUGUCUAUGCUAAGAGUGUUACCUAGACUGUCAUUAGGGAACAUCAAAGAUAAUCCUGGUUCAAGAAAAUCACCGAAACGUGGUAGAGGUCAACAUGGAGGUGAUAAGCAUGGUGCUGGAAAUAAGGGCUCUGGCCAAAGACAGAAUUAUAUGCGUUUGGGUUACGAAACUGGAAAUACUCCAUUUUACUUAAGAUUUAGCAAAGAACCUUACUACAAGGGACAUCAUUUGAGACGAGAAUAUCCUCCGCUUUCUUUAAAAAUGCUGCAGCUGUAUAUUGACACAAAUCGACUAGAUAGCAGUAAACCAAUUGAUCUUAUAUCAUUGAUAAACACUGGUUUAUACGACAUAAAUGUGCAAUGGAAACAUGCUGGAGUUCAUUUGACAGACGAGGGCGCACAUUGCUUUGAAGCCAAAGUAAAUAUAGAGGUGCAGUGGGCCAGCGAGCCUGUAAUCGCUGCAGUUGAAAGAAAUGGCGGUGUAAUUACAACUGCUUACUAUGACCCGAACUGCCUCCAUGUUAUACGUAAUACAAAACAGUUCUUCAGCAGAGGUGACCCAAUACCACGUAGGCUUUUACCGUCGACAGAUUGCUUGGAAUAUUAUUCUAGCGCCAAUACGAGAGGGUAUUUGGCCGAUCCUGAGAAGAUUUCUCAGGAACGGUUGGUAUUGGCGCAAAAGUAUGGUUACGAGUUACCAAAAAUUGAGGAGGAUCCCAAUUACGAGAUGUUGUGCGAGCGUAAAGAUCCACGGCAGUUGUUUUAUGGUCUGGAACCAGGUUGGGUGGUCAAUCUUCAGGAUAAAGUCAUACUGAAACCGAAAGCCGAGUAUUUGAAGGAGUUUUACGCAAGUUGAGAUGGAGAUGUAUAGAAUAAUAAUGUGAAUAAAUUACAAUAAAUGAUACUUAUGAGA